AUGGUGACUGCGUCUCUACGAUUGAGCUCGCGACAUGCGUACCAGAAAUCUCUGUGUUUGCCGAAGACCAAGUUUUCUAAUCGAUCAAAUCUGCAGAAAACCAUUGAUGUGUUGAUCCCACAAUGCUCGCAGCAAGUUUACCAAGAGCAGUUCAACGCAUUCCUGCAGCAUGCAGCAGCACUGGAUCCGCCCGAAAGAACGAAAUUUGUACAAGACAAGCUCUUUGUUUUACACGAUGGCCCACCGUACGCCAAUGGAGAUCUCCAUCUGGGCCAUGCCUUGAACAAAAUACUGAAAGAUUUCAUAAACCGAUUCCAGCUUUUGAAGGGGAAAUACGUGUAUUACAAGACUGGAUGGGAUUGUCAUGGGUUGCCCAUUGAGCUGAAGGCGUUGCAAAAGCUGGCUGCCGGACAAAAUCGACUAUCUGCCUCGAAAGUUCGGUCCCUGGCCGCUGAACAUGCUCGGAAAACCAUCAAAAGCCAGAGAAAUCAGUUUGAAAAAUUUGCCAUUGCCACGAAUUGGGAUGACCAUUACGAAACCAUGCAGAGGUCGUUCGAGCUUCAUCAAUUGGACAAUCUCAAAAAGAUGAUUCACACGGGACUGAUCAAACGACAAAAUAAACCAGUCUACUGGGGUACUGAGACCAAAACUGCGUUGGCAGAGAGCGAACUCGAAUACAAGGAAGACCACCUUUCGAUUUCAGCGUAUGUGAAGUUCCCACUGACUACGGCGUCCUGCUUUUUCUUGCAAAAGUUUUGUUCAUUAGACUCGCAGAAAGGAAUAGACGUAGUAAUUUGGACGACAACACCAUGGACAAUCUUUGCUAACGAAGCUAUCUGUUUUAAUAAGAAUCUAGAGUACGGCAUUUACGAUUUUGGGGACAAAUAUGUUUUAUUGCAGAGCGAAUUCGAUGUGCAGACACUUAGCGACAAGCCUGCAGACCUCGUUGCAUUGAUUACUGGAGCUGAGCUGGCACAACUCAAAUAUACAAGUCCUGUGAUGAAUGAUGUUCGUGAGAGGCCCCUGAUGCAUGGCGACCAUGUAAGCCAAACGGCAGGAACAGGCCUUGUGCACACUGCUCCCGGCCACGGGUUCGACGACUAUGCUAUUGGUGUUAAAAAUGGUCUUCCGAUCUUUUCGCCGGUGGAUAAUGAAGGUCGCUACCGACUUGACGUCUUGCCUGACGCUCUACAAGAAAACCUUAGAGAGCCUGGAGAAGUCUACGCCAGAAAAGUGCUCUCGGAAAACACUACACAGAAGGUUUUGGAACUUUUGCGUCAGUGCCAGAUGCUUUUGAAAAGCGAAAAGUACGUGCACUCGUAUCCAUACGAUUGGCGAUCCAAGAAGCCAGUCAUUAUAAGAGCCACCCCCCAAUGGUUUGCAGAUCUUACAGACGUCAGGGGCUUGGCGCUUGAGGGUCUUAAAAAUGUUUGUUUUUAUCCAGAAAGAGGCCACACUCGGUUGGCGUCAUUCAUAAAGUCCAGAACCGAGUGGUGCAUAUCUCGUCAGCGAUCAUGGGGUGUUCCCAUUCCUGCAUUUCACAAACGUGAUAAUCCCGAAGAGGUCCUGAUGAAUGAGGAGACUGUCGAGCAUGUCAUAUCCGUCAUAGCAUCGAAGGGCAUCGAUGCCUGGUUCAAAGAUGACGACGGCGAUAUGAAAGAAUGGCUUUUGCCCAAAUACCACGACGUGGCACAUCUAUACUGCAGGGGUAAAGACACAGUUGACGUGUGGUUUGACAGUGGCAGUACGUGGAAGGAAUUGGAGCAUUUUUACAUCAAUGAGUUAGGUUUGGAGAAGGCACCCACACCGCUUGCCGAUGUCUAUCUUGAGGGCUCGGAUCAGCAUCGGGGCUGGUUUCAAAGCUCUCUACUCACACGAGUAGCGACUAGUAACCUACCACAGGCGCCAUAUGGAACUCUUGUUACACACGGAUUCACAUUGGACGAAAACGGGAUCAAGAUGUCGAAGUCUAUUGGGAACACUGUUUUGCCUGAAAGUGUCAUCAAGGGCGACGAAAAACGCGGCAUUCCGGCUCUUGGCGUGGACGGAAUGCGACUUUUGAUUGCACAAGCAGACUUCACGACCGACGUUGUUAUAGGGCCCACCGUUACACGGCGCGUAGCAGAAUCUUUGAAAAAGCUCAGACUAACUUUCAAAUUUAUACUGGGAAACUUGCAACAAUCCGAGCACGGCUACAAGCUUCUGGACUUUGACAACCUGAGAUCCCUGGACCAGUAUACACUGAGCAAACUCAAAGAGUUGAACGACGAGGCCUUGAAGCAUUACGAGUCUUUCAAUUUUUCCAAAGUGCUGACUGCUGUCAUGUAUCAUAUGAAUAACCAUCUUUCGGCCUUCUAUUUCGACAUCGUCAAGGACUCACUUUACGCUGACGCUGUUGGAGGUCUGAAAAGACAGCAGGUGCAAACGACAUUGUUCCACAUCUUCGACACUUACAGAAGCAUUUUGGGCCCAAUCUUGCCGGUAAUGGUCCAAGAAGCCUGGAACUUUCUGCCUCGUGACUGGCACCAAGAUACCAGUACUACACAUGGUUCCACACCUCAAAAUUCCCCGCUACUACGUCCCUGGGCGCGUCUCCAAGCUCCAGUGUCGCCAGAACAAUGCCAAAAUUUCGAGCAAAACGAAUUGAGAAUUUUGGAACUCUUCAAUCAGGAAUUCAAAAAAAUAAAUGGCCUCACCAAAACCGCUCAAUCCCAGGCUACAAUACUACUUCGUGACGAUACAAAAUUCCCUUUUUCCGCAGAUUCGUUGGCAGAUAUACUCCAGGUUGGCCAUUUGCGCAUAAAAAAGGCGUCCUCUCAUCCUGGAGCUCGCUUCAAAUUGGGCACAGGAGCCGAAGUGAGUUUAGUGGUCGAACCCAGCGAGCUUCACGAAUGUCCCAGAUGCUGGAAACACAACUCGCUGACACCGGAGUCGCUGUGCGAACGCUGUGACGCCGUAGUCGUCAGGUGA
This is a messenger RNA of Lachancea meyersii CBS 8951, 2970 nucleotides long. The record is from the annotation of a GenBank genome assembly. NCBI's taxonomy places the organism in Eukaryota, Fungi, Ascomycota, Saccharomycetes, Saccharomycetales, Saccharomycetaceae.